AUGACUAAGGAGCAACAGGCCCCACGUCCUGUGGUGAACCUGCAAGCCGGAGAGUUCCUGGAUUGCACACAAGGGAGCGAAGCAGCCAACUACUUCACGCUGCGAACGUUACCAUCAGGAUGGGCCCACUUGGAGCCCCGCACGCCCGGUGACUCUCCCCUCGCGCAGGGACGCCUCUCGAGGUUCGAGGUCCCUCACCCAAGACUAGGAGCUCCUUCCUCGCCCAAGGCGGAGAGAUCCCUCCCUCGCGCCAGGUCCUGGGCAGGGCUGCCCAGCCCCGAAAGCCAGGCGAAGAAGGCAGUGUGGGUGGAAAACGUUGGAAAUGAGCAUUUUCCCGGCUUCCUACGGCCGUCGGGCUGCGUGUUGCUGUGCGAGGAUGCCCACUGCCACGGGAGCCACGCGGCCACCACGGAUUCCUGCUUGGGGGGGGUGGGUUUCUUCGGUGCUAAAAGCCAUUUGCACCUUGGAAAACCAUCAGCCCCAAAACAGCGCAGGUGCUGCCCCCCUCCUGGAGCUCUGGCUGGAGGGAACGGGUCAGACGAGGCACCCGGCGGGGAUUCGGCACCCCAAUGUGCCAGAACCAAAGAAAAGCCCCAAAUCCCUAAAACCCGGGAGGAGAAAAUUCCCACUGAGCAGCGAGGCGCUGGCUCCCCUGGGCAUCACCCAGCCGCUGGAGAGCCGAUUCUCCUCCGUUUCUGGAGCAACCAAGAAAGCUUUGAGAGGGGAGGUGGGAAUAUCGGGAAGUGCGGUGGCAGCUGGGUUGGGAACGUUGAGCUUUUCACUCGGGAUUGUGCUGGGAAGCCCCGGGGCAGCGGCGCAGGCUGGCACCCACCGUGCAUUCCCGUGUUCAAGGGUUGUGCUCAGACCCACCCGAAAAAGCAGCAAAUUCCUCCUUUCCCUGAUGGCUGAAAGGGUCCGGCUGCUCUUGGCGUUGCCCGUGGCGUGGCAACGUGGCACAGUGCAAAGAUUUGGGUGCACCGGUGCGGAAAGGGUGACGCCUGCAGUGCCCAUCCCAUGGGAGCAUCCCCGGGGACGCGGGAGCCUCACCUCCUCCUCGAGCUCUCCAGGGAUUUGGGCAGCGCAGGGGGAAGCACGUCGGACCUCGACACCCAGACUCUGCCACGCAAAAUCCGGGUGAAACAAUGCUUUUAAUCGAUCCAAGACGACGGCAGCGCUCCCUCCAGCAGGGAGCAGGAUCGGGCCCCGAGAUGGGACAUCGCGGCGGGGGGACACACACACGUGUAAACCGGCC
Molecule: messenger RNA, 1252 nt
Organism: Chroicocephalus ridibundus (black-headed gull)
Lineage: Eukaryota; Metazoa; Chordata; Aves; Charadriiformes; Laridae
Exons: 3
Coding region: 1-909 (302 amino acids)
Source: RefSeq, a predicted model, not a curated record